AUGGAAUUUAUGAUCCUGAAAAUAUUACCGAUAGAACUAUUUAAAUACAGGUUGCCUUUCUACCUAGCGUCAUUCUUUGUCAGUCUCCUUUUCCUGCUGGUGAAUUUAACUUGUGCAGUGCUCGUGAGAAAAGAUACUUCAGAAAGGAAUACUAUUGUAUUGGUCAGGGUUGCUAUUAAUGACACAUUGUUUUUGUUGUUCGCCAUCUCAUUCUCCAUCUGUCUUUAUAAGAUUUCCAAGAUGUCCUUUGCAAAUAUUUACUUGGAAUCCAAGGAUCAGGCAGAUCUGAAAUGCCAGUUGGGGGAUGCUGGAUAUGUGGUAUUUGGAAUAAUCCUCUUUGCGUGGGAGCUUCUACCCACUUCCUUAGUUGUAAUCUUCUUCCGUGUUCGGGAUCCUACAAAAGAUCUAAGAAACCCAGGAAUAGGACCAACUCGCGCAUUCAGUCCAAGAUCUUGUUUUUUGGACAGUCCUCACAGAUAUGAUAGUGAUGAUGACUUGGCAUGGAGCAUUUCACCACACAGCAUACAUGGCAGUUUUUCUCCAGACUACAAGGCACACUAA
Messenger RNA from Hemicordylus capensis (graceful crag lizard), 561 nucleotides. RefSeq names its product integral membrane protein GPR137B-like. Lineage: Eukaryota; Metazoa; Chordata; Lepidosauria; Squamata; Cordylidae. Gene Ontology annotation, biological process: positive regulation of TORC1 signaling; regulation of autophagy; negative regulation of osteoclast differentiation. The transcript has 3 exons. Gene Ontology annotation, cellular component: lysosomal membrane. Bases 1 to 561 code for a protein of 186 amino acids. The record is from RefSeq and is a predicted model, not a curated record.